AAAUGUGGUCAGGGCAUAGCAAAUUGUGAGAAUAGGUCGUGGCACGGAAGUCGGUUUGUCUCGUCGGUAGCGGCGAUUGAGAUAACUUUACCCCUCCUUUAGGCAUUUCAUAUACGCUCGUUUCCACUCACACUCGAUUUAACAUUCCAAGGUUCGAAUCUGCUACAUCUCUUCGACACGACACUUGUUCCUCGGUAAGUGUGGUCGCCUGCUGCAGGUAUCUUAUAUUGUGUUUCGCGAGAACCACACCAGAUAAAACGUCAUCAUGUACGCCUGCAGUCGAUUCAUCGCGCCUGUCGCUAAAUCCACUCUGAUUUCUAGUACCAAGACCUAUCUGCAGCCACUAAGCAGUGCUGUUAUCAAUCACAGUCAGUACUUGCAGCAGAAUCAAAUUCAAACUCCUGUCAGUUUGUUACCUAUUGUACGUAGCUUCCAAACUUCUACAGUCAGUCGUGACAUCGAUUCUGCUGCAAAAUUUAUUGGUGCUGGUGCUGCUACUGUGGGAGUAGCAGGGUCUGGUGCUGGAAUUGGAUCUGUAUUUGGGUCACUGAUCAUUGGCUAUGCCAGGAAUCCUUCCUUGAAGCAACAACUGUUCUCAUACGCUAUCUUGGGCUUCGCUUUAUCUGAAGCCAUGGGUCUAUUUUGUCUUAUGAUGGCUUUUCUGCUCCUAUUCGCCUUUUAAGCCAUGAUAUCUGCACAAGAUAUUGCUGAUAUAGUUUUAGUGCGUCACUGCCAAGGCAGUAUCGUCUAGCUCUAUGAUAAAGGCGAUAAUUGUCUCUGGUUGCGCGGGAUGCCAUGAAAUCAUUAGAGAAGCUCAGAUUUUUCAUGAUUCGGUAGAGUGCAAUGGUGCGAAAAUGAAUAAGAAAUAACACAUCGUUGUACGAACCUCCGUAAUUUCAUCCAAGUCUUCAGCUUAUUUAUAAUAAUUUCAUGGCCUAUUGUCUCAUGUAGCGUAUAACUCACAUUGUUAUGAAAUGAAUUUCAGUAUAACGAAUGAAUAUGACAUUGAAAGUUAAAAUUUCAAAAAAGAGCGACAAUCUCACCCGCAUACCCAUAUACGCACGUACGUACUGUGUGAGAGUGUCCUAUGUGACAGUACAUUUUUCGACUAUCUUUUUGUCAUCCAAAGAAUUCAUCAUUGUUAUGCCGCCGUAUACGCACGUUAUUGAAAUUGUUCUUGACGAGAGAAAAAAAGAAAAAACUGUACAGUAAUACCGAAUAAACAUCUUUGUCGUGAAAAAAA
Molecule: messenger RNA, 1243 nt
Organism: Cyphomyrmex costatus
Lineage: Eukaryota; Metazoa; Arthropoda; Insecta; Hymenoptera; Formicidae
Gene: ATPsynC
Product: ATP synthase, subunit C
Exons: 5
Coding region: 266-682 (138 amino acids)
Biological process (GO): proton motive force-driven ATP synthesis; proton transmembrane transport
Molecular function (GO): proton transmembrane transporter activity
Source: RefSeq, a predicted model, not a curated record